UGCUAUCGAUUGCCAUUAUCUUCUAGUUUCAACAGCUGCAAAGGGCAAAAAAGAUAUAAUUCCACAAGAUGAAUGGAAAGCUGCUGCUGAAUGCCCUUCGAGCCCUUCGGGUGAGCCACUGUAGCCAGUGGCAAGUUCCGGCGGCCAGAAUCAGCGUCCCAGUGCGUCUGUACGCCUCUGCGCCCAAGCGGUUCUACAAAAAGACCUCCGUGCUAACCGGCGACGGGGGCUUCGAGGUGGUCCUGGACCACCGGAAACUGAAGACGCCCAAGGGCGCUCCAUUCGUCGUGCGAAGCGAACCACUGGCCAUUGCAGUGGCCACGGAGUUCGAUGCCCAGAAGGAGCACAUCGAGCGCUCCCGGAUGCACCUGUCCGCCCUCUGCUUCACAGCCAUCGACAAUCCCAAUAACCUGAACAAGUUGGACAUGGUCAAUUACCUGCUCAACUACAUCGCCACCGAUACGGUGCUGUACCAGUACGAUCAGGAGGAAAAGGACCUGCAGGAUCUUCAGGUCAACGAGUGGGACCCGGUUAUCGAGUGGUUCAACCAGCGCUUCGAGACAAAUCUGCAAAAGACCCUGAACAUCACGCCGCCUCAGGUCAGCGAGGAGGAUAAAAUGAAGAUCGCAAAGCACUUUCACUCCUACAGCCUGGAAACACUGCAUGGCUACACCUACGCGGUGGACACUUUAAAGUCAAUUGUCCUGGCCUGCGCCGUCAUGGAGCAGAUGCUAACCGUGGACAAGGCGGUGGCCCUGGCUCGCCUGGAGGAGGAGUACCAGCUCAAGUUCUGGGGUCGCGUGGAGUGGGCCCAUGAUCUCAGCCAACAGGACCUGCAAUCACGUCUAGCUGCUGCCGUGCUCUUCGUCCACCUCAACUGUUCCGAGACCUUGGUUAAGCAAAAGUCAAUUCUAUAAAUGCAAAAUCCUUGUUGAAAAUAUAUGUUGACUUUGUUGUUAAGG
Drosophila takahashii is the source of this 962-nucleotide messenger RNA. Its product is annotated as ATP synthase mitochondrial F1 complex assembly factor 2 homolog l(2)k14505. The record is from RefSeq and is a predicted model, not a curated record. Gene Ontology annotation, biological process: mitochondrial proton-transporting ATP synthase complex assembly. NCBI's taxonomy places the organism in Eukaryota, Metazoa, Arthropoda, Insecta, Diptera, Drosophilidae. Gene Ontology annotation, cellular component: mitochondrion.